AGCCUCCACAAGGAAGCAUCGGGGCUGUAUUUAAAGUUGCUCGGGACAGUGGUUUGUAGGUCAGUGUUGUGUUAUUGUGGACUUUGUUUAAAAGUGUCAAAGUAAAGCCCUAAACUGCAGCUGAAGAUGAAAGCCCCUCUGCUGCUGAUUAUGACUGUUUGGUUAAACACUCAGUACGGCGGCAGCUUUGUCUCCUCUUCAUGCUCCCAUCCUCCAUCAAAGUGGUGCUCAUCUCUGGACACAGCUAUCCAGUGCGGGGUUUUGAAGCAGUGCCUUGAGUCUAACUUCACCAGGUCCCAUCAGACAGCAGAUUCAAUCCAGGUGGGGCUUUACUAUGAGAGUCUAUGCCCUGGCUGCAGAGGUUUUCUCACUGAGAUGCUCUUCCCCACCUGGCUCUUGCUGAGUGACAUCAUGACUGUUACUCUGGUGCCCUACGGAAAUGCUGUGGAGAAACCUGAUGGACAGAAAUUUGUUUUCGAUUGCCAGCAUGGAGAACAGGAAUGUCUGGGUAACAUGAUUGAGACUUGUCUACUAAACAUGACCACUAUUGCUUUCCCGGUCAUCUUCUGUAUGGAGUCCUCAAGUGAUGUCAUCAAUUCAGCCAAAAGCUGUUUGGAAAUCUACAAUCCCCAGUUGAGCUGGGACAAAGUCAUGGGCUGUGUGAAAGGGGAUCUGGGAAACCAGCUGAUGCAUCUGAAUGCCAUGAAGACCAAAGCGCUGAAUCCACCACACAAAUAUGUGCCUUGGGUGACCAUUAAUGGGGAGCACACAGACGAUUUGCAGGACAAAGCCAUGAAUUCUCUCUUCACUCUCGUCUGCAACAUGUACAAGGGCACCAAGCCUGCAGCCUGCGGAGGGGGCCACAAACACUUCAAAAGCUACUGCCACAAUGAGUGAAGGAGCAGCACUACACUUGCCUUUAUACUUGCUCUGCUCCAGGUGUGGCCACUAAAUAAGCAACACUGAGGAAUGUCAUCAAAUAUAUAUUUCUUAAUCUUU
Seriola aureovittata is the source of this 999-nucleotide messenger RNA. Its product is annotated as gamma-interferon-inducible lysosomal thiol reductase-like. Gene Ontology annotation, cellular component: lysosome. The record is from RefSeq and is a predicted model, not a curated record. The transcript is spliced from 7 exons. Lineage: Eukaryota; Metazoa; Chordata; Actinopteri; Carangiformes; Carangidae. Gene Ontology annotation, molecular function: oxidoreductase activity, acting on a sulfur group of donors, disulfide as acceptor. Bases 127 to 897 code for a protein of 256 amino acids.